This is a messenger RNA of Ceratotherium simum simum (southern white rhinoceros), 1481 nucleotides long. It is a transcript of the gene RAB39B, whose product is annotated as RAB39B, member RAS oncogene family. Gene Ontology annotation, biological process: Rab protein signal transduction. Gene Ontology annotation, molecular function: GTPase activity; GTP binding. NCBI's taxonomy places the organism in Eukaryota, Metazoa, Chordata, Mammalia, Perissodactyla, Rhinocerotidae. The record is from RefSeq and is a predicted model, not a curated record.
CGCGGUGCUGAUGCUGCUGCCAUUUCAUCACCCCUGCGAGCACAGCAUCCAUCCCUCCGCUCUCCCUGCGCCUGGGCCUACCUCGCCUCGGGCUCCCAGGCCAGCGAUGCGCUCGCGGCCGAUCUAGAUCCGGAUCGAGCCGCGCUCUCCGAGUCCUCGGCGGAGCGCCCCCUCUCGCCGCCCACGGCCCAGGCCAAGGAGACCUGCCGAGCCCCGGCCAUGGAGGCCAUUUGGCUGUACCAGUUCCGGCUCAUUGUCAUCGGGGAUUCCACGGUGGGCAAGUCCUGUCUGAUCCGCCGCUUCACCGAGGGCCGCUUUGCCCAGGUUUCGGACCCCACCGUCGGGGUGGAUUUUUUCUCCCGUCUGGUGGAGAUCGAGCCAGGAAAACGCAUCAAGCUCCAGAUCUGGGAUACCGCGGGUCAAGAGAGGUUCAGAUCCAUCACUCGCGCCUACUACAGGAACUCAGUAGGUGGUCUUCUCUUAUUUGACAUUACCAACCGCAGGUCCUUCCAGAAUGUCCAUGAAUGGUUAGAAGAGACCAAAGUACACGUUCAGCCCUACCAAAUUGUAUUUGUUCUGGUGGGUCACAAGUGUGACUUGGAUACACAGAGGCAAGUGACUCGCCACGAGGCAGAGAAACUGGCUGCUGCGUACGGCAUGAAGUACAUUGAAACGUCAGCGCGAGAUGCCAUUAAUGUGGAGAAAGCCUUCACAGACCUGACGAGAGACAUAUAUGAGCUGGUUAAAAGGGGGGAUAUUACAAUCCAGGAGGGCUGGGAAGGGGUAAAGAGUGGAUUUGUACCAAACGUGGUUCACUCUUCAGAAGAGGUUGUCAAAUCAGAAAGGAGAUGUUUGUGCUAGUCAGCCCUUUUAUUUCCAAAACAUGCUCUCCCACCUGAACUUAAAAGUGAUCAAAAUGAAUAGAAUCUUUGUGUGAUUGAAGAGAACUCAACCUCCAUUUUGAAUACUAAGUGAGCCUCCUUCCAAAGGGGGACUCUGACAGGCCAUGGGUGGGCAGAUGGGGGAGCCUGGGUGCUGUGACUGAGGGACUAAAUUAUUGACAUGGGCCAGGCACUGUUUUCCUGCGGGGCAGUGGCUGCUCUGUGUGCCCUUUGUGGACCACAUGUCAAGGGGCUGAGAUUUGGGGAGUUAGGCCCCAGAAAAAUAUACCCACAGACAGGACAACUAUUUCUUGGUAUUUCAGCUCAGUCAUAGGUCACAAACAAAAAGAAAUAUGUAAAGGGGAAAAAAGUAUCACAUUGGCAACAAUUAGCAAAAGCAGAAAAGACUAUGAGAUCAACUUAGUGAGAAUAUCCUACACCAAAUCUGUGUGCUGGGUUUGAUUAACAGGUACCAAUUAGCUUAUAAACAGCUCAUCUGUAAAAUGAGGGGUGUGGACCAACUAUUUACUAAGACCCUUUCAGGGCCUGGUGUUCUACUAAAAAUGGUGUGAAUAUGAAAAGGGAGGCUAUUUACACAGC